Molecule: messenger RNA, 435 nt
Organism: Plasmodium knowlesi strain H
Lineage: Eukaryota; Apicomplexa; Aconoidasida; Haemosporida; Plasmodiidae
Product: cold-shock protein, putative
Exons: 3
Coding region: 1-435 (144 amino acids)
Biological process (GO): regulation of mRNA stability
Cellular component (GO): cytoplasm
Molecular function (GO): mRNA 3'-UTR binding
Source: RefSeq, a predicted model, not a curated record
AUGCUUCAAAGGAAGCCCCCCAAGGGGCUCUUUUUCCACCUUAUGGAGCGGCGACUCUUUUCAGGGCUCCUUGACAAACAAAGGGCUUCUAGAAUUACUGGCACCGUCAUCAAAUUUGACCGCCGCAAGGGAUAUGGCUUCAUAAAGCCGAAUGAUGGAGGACCCGACAUUUUCGUUCACUACACUGAUAUAUGCCAAGCCAGGACCUUCUCAUUAACGACUGAAGAGAAAAAAAAGUUAAGUUGGUGCUCGAGAGUGGACAUGCCACCUCGGCAAGAAGAAUACAACUACGGAAAUGAUAACCCCUCUGCAAAAAAAGAGCAAAUAAAAACAGAAUUCAAAUACUUAGUGCCAGGGGAAAGGGUUAAAUUUUACGUGACAUACGAUCAGCAGAGCCAUUCGACCAAGGCGAUAAAUGUGGACUACCUGGACUGA